Molecule: messenger RNA, 6848 nt
Organism: Epinephelus moara (kelp grouper)
Lineage: Eukaryota; Metazoa; Chordata; Actinopteri; Perciformes; Serranidae
Gene: ern2
Product: endoplasmic reticulum to nucleus signaling 2
Exons: 24
Coding region: 246-3170 (974 amino acids)
Biological process (GO): mRNA processing; protein phosphorylation; intrinsic apoptotic signaling pathway in response to endoplasmic reticulum stress
Cellular component (GO): IRE1-TRAF2-ASK1 complex
Molecular function (GO): ATP binding; RNA endonuclease activity; protein serine/threonine kinase activity
Source: RefSeq, a predicted model, not a curated record
ACCGGUUCCGUCCCAACACGGAAAUAUGGGAAAGUGACAAGAACGGCAACGUUGCUGUUAUUAUGGAUUUAAAGCGGUGCUGCUAGCUUAGCUUUCACCGUGUUUGUUGGUUCUUCGCGCGGCUUUAACGAUGUUUAACUGCCGGUGCUAACUCUCUGACAGAUGGACGCGCGCGCUGGAAAUGGACAGAGAGUUCGACCUCUGUUGCUAGUUCAAUAGCUUUAGUCCACCGUUUGUUCACAGCCAUGAAGCAAAGUGUUUUGGGGGUCAUGGGGGCUGUGGGACGCCUGCUCCUCCUCCUCCUCCUGCUGUCCUGGGAAGGCACAGUAUUUCAGGUUGGAGGAGUCAGAUCGGUCACCCUCCCAGAAUCCCUCCUGUUUGUCUCCACGCUGGACGGUAGUCUGCACGCCGUCUCCAAACAGUCAGGGGACAUCAAGUGGACCCUACGAGAAGACCCCAUUAUUCAAGUACCUGUCUACCUCACAGAGCCGGGGUUUCUCCCAGACCCCAACGAUGGCAGUUUGUAUAUCCUGGGGGGCAAACACAAGGAAGGCCUGAUGAAACUGCCCUUCACCAUCCCAGAGCUGGUCCAGUCGGCUCCCUGCAGGAGCUCUGAUGGUAUACUCUAUACAGGUAAAAAGCAGGAUGUGUGGUUCGUGGUCGAUCCUGAGACAGGCGAAAAGCAAACCAGUUUAACCACCUCCACCUCUGAAUCCAUCUGCCCCAACACUCCCCUACUUUACAUUGGACGCACAGAAUACAUGGUUACCAUGUUUGACACCAAGACACAGGAGCUGCGAUGGAACGCUACUUACAAUGAUUACUCUGCUCCACCAUACGACGACAAACAGGACUACAAGAUGGCCCAUCUUGUGUCAAGUGGUGAUGGUCUCGUUGUGACAGUUGACAGAGAGACAGGUGACGUCUUGUGGAGUCAGAACUAUGGAUCGCCCGUCGUAGGGGUCUACCUGUACUCCGGAGACUCUCUGAGACACGCCCCCCACCUGUCCCUCGCCAUGGAAACGCUUCGCUUCCUCACCUUCUCUUCUGCCAACGACCAGGCAGACACACACUCUACACUGAAGUGGAGCUAUCAGUUUGUGAAGGAGCAAGCCAGCGCACAAACACAGCUUGUACCCACUCUCUAUGUCGGAAAACUGGACACUCACCUCUACGCCUCCACGUCCCUUGUCCACCAUGGAGUCUCAUUAGUGCCUCGGGGACUGACUUUGGCUCGAAUCGAGGGUCCGGUGACAGCUGGAGUGACAGUCAGAGAGCGAGGGGAGUGUGAGAUCACACCGUCUACCGAUGUGCGCUACCCACCAGGGAGCACAAACAGCCGGAAAAACCACUGGCUGCUAAUAGGUCAUCAUGAGCUCCCUCCAGUCGCUCACACCACCAUGCUGAGGGAUUUCCCAGCUGGCCUGCAGCGUUCUGGCGAGGCAGUCAUCCCCCCUCGACCUUCUGCCUCCUCUGCCUCCCCUGCCUCCUACUACCAUCAGCGCUACUUCCAGGCAGUUGCUGGUGGCCAUAGCGACACUAAUGCUAAUAGAGAAGAGGUUGAUGGGAAGACGACAGGACAGAAACCGGCCGCCGUGCUGCCUGUCUAUAUGACUCAGGACCGGCUCACUUUGGCUGUUCUGACACUGCUGCUGGGAGGGUGGCUGGCCUUUGCGCUCACAUACCCUGUUCGCACAGCUCAUCAGCUGAAAGCUCAAAGGCAGCUGGAGGAGGCUCUUGAGUCUCGUCUCCAGCGCAUGCAGACAAACAUGCAGACCGUGACCCAGGUCCCCUCAGAUGCAACCCUCUCCACUGACACAAACAUCUCCACUGAGUCUCAGCCUGCAUCUGCUGACCCUCCACCUAGUCCUCGCACUCACAGCGGGGGCAGCACUUCAGAUGUCGAUAGAAACGGCACCUCAGGGCCCCAACCCACAGCGGAGGGAAACAGUGAGGAGGUGCAGGUUGGUAAAAUCUCCUUCACGCCGUCUGAGGUGCUUGGACAUGGCACAGCGGGAACAUUUGUGUUCAGGGGUAAUUUUGAUGGACGCCACGUAGCGGUGAAGCGAAUAUUGCCGGAGUGUUUUGAGGUAGCAGAACGCGAGGUGCAGCUCCUCCGAGAGUCUGACACACACCCAAAUGUCAUCCGAUAUUUCUGCACAGAGAGAGACCGCCUCUUCACUUACAUCGCCAUUGAGCUGUGCACUGCAACCCUGCAGCAGUAUGUGGAGGAUCCGUCUUGUUUUCCUGAGCUGAAUCCUAUAACUCUGCUGGGACAGACCAUGAGUGGCCUCUCACACCUCCACUCGCUCAACAUAGUCCAUCGUGACCUGAAGCCCAGAAACAUCCUCCUUUCUGGUCCCAGUGCGCUGGGUCGAGUCCGAGCUCUCAUCUCUGACUUUGGACUCUGUAAGAAGAUCCCAGACGGUCGGAGCAGCUUCUCUUUGCGGUCAGGAAUACCAGGAACUGAAGGGUGGAUAGCUCCUGAAGUACUGCGGGAUACUCCUGGCAACAAACCGACAGCAGCUGUGGACGUGUUCUCAGCAGGCUGUGUGUUUUACUACGUGGUCAGCAGGGGGCAGCACCCUUUUGGUGAUGCAUUACGACGACAGGUCAACAUCCUGUCAGGAGAAUAUUCACUCUCGCAUUUUAUGGAGGAUAUACAUGAUGACGUCAUAGCACAGGAUCUGAUUGAGCAGAUGAUCAGUGCUGAGGCUGAGUCCCGGCCCUCCACAGCCUGUGUGCUCAAACAUCCGUUCUUCUGGAGCCCCGAGAAGCAGCUGCUCUUUUUCCAGGACGUCAGUGACCGCAUAGAGAAGGAACCAGCAGAUAGUCCGAUUGUGGUCAGACUGGAGACUGCAGGAAGAGGAGUGGUGCGAACCAACUGGAGGAUGCAUAUCUCAGUGCCUCUGCAGACAGACCUGAGGCGGUUCAGGACAUAUAAAGGAAACUCGGUCAGAGAUCUGCUGAGAGCCAUGAGGAAUAAGAAGCAUCACUACCACGAGUUGCCAAAGGAGGUGCAGGAGACUCUCGGCGAGCUGCCCGAAGGCUUCGUCAGCUACUUCACCUCACGGUUUCCACGGUUACUGAUGCAUACACAUGCUGCUCUGAGCAUCUGCUCCAGUGAGAGACUGUUUCACCCCUACUAUCUGUCCCCCAACGCCAAAUAGCAUUGACAUGACUCUGCACUCCAUGCUUUGCACACACACUGGAGAAGUUUUUUGUGAGCAACAGAAAUCGCUGACAGUGCCCUUUUAUUGCUUUUGUAAAGCCCAUACUGAUUUUUGGGGGAAGAUACAGUGCUGUGAAAAAGUUUUUUAUAUCCCUAAAGUUUUCGUUAUUUCCUUUUUCUGCAGCUGUUGAUCAAGGAACGAUUUUAAUCAAACAGAAAACACUAAAAGUACGCACAUUCGGAAAGGCUGCAUACAUUUGUUAUAUUAAUCAUAGCAAUGUUUUUAAACUACAUCUUAAUGUGUAACUCCAUCAGAAUCGUUUAUAAAAUAAAUGAGGUGAUUCUUACUUUUGCUGGAGCGACAUCUGAUUUUGUUUGUGGGAAACAAACACAAUAUAGCUCUUGAAUGAGAUCUGGAGAGCACAGUUAACGGAAGAGCUUUUUAAUAAGGUGCAGCAGGGAAAAAAAGACAAAAAGUGUAAUAACCAUGUCCUGUUACAGCACUGGUUUGAGCUCUAAGUUAGCUGAUGUGUGGAGAUUUUAUCCUUAUUCUACAUUGCAGUCCUUUUUAAAGUUUUUAAUAAUUUAUUGUUUUUUAAAAGCAAAAAUAUAAUAUAAUGGCCAGCCCCCCAAUCCCAAAUUAAAUCCCUUGUUCCUUGGCCUAUUGCACAAUAUUUUAUUGAAAUAUGUUUAUAAAUUUGCAGAUAUCCUGCUAACAGACCAACAAACGGGUCUGAAAACAUAACUUCUUUGACAGAGGGAAUUGUAUUUUUUUUUUUUUUUUUAUGAAUAUUUUUCCAUUUUUUUUCUCUACUGGAUAAUUAAUAGUAUAAAUACAGACAGGAGACCAAGGGAGAGAGGGGGUUAUAACCAAGUGGCAGCCUCCGGUGCUAAAAUAAUGAAGCCACUAUGGUAGUGCCAAAAACUGCAGUUCCUUAAAUGGCCACUUGAGGCUGGCUCCUGAAGCGAAUAACUCCCCACAGACCCCCAUGUUAAACAGCCGAACUUUACAGCAGAAAUAAACAUGUUUACAACCUGGUACAAAAAACAGUUUUGGUCUCUAUAGCUCAUUUUAACAUUCAUGACAACUGUAUGGGGUUGAAUUUUUAAAGUUGGAGUCCGCAAACCAAUGGGUGACGUCAUGUUACCAAGUCUAGUAUUUCAGGUGUCGGCGAGUAUGCCAAUAGCUGAUCCAGCAUUGUAGGCACUAUUGGAGGCUUUUCCAAUACUGAUAUCGUAUCAUAACAACUCAAACUUAAAGGGUAACGCCAGCAUUUUUCAACCUGGGCCCUAUUUUCCCGUUGUUUUGUGUCUAGGUGACACAAAGGAACAAAUGGAACAAUUUUUGAAAUUGCUCCAGUAUUGAACGAGAGGGAUGCAGCCAACAGCAGUGAAGCAGGCUGCAAUAUAGCCACUAGGGACAAUUAUGUCAGUUUACGCCCACUCAGAGUGCUUUUGCCACUGACCGGCUCAGAUUGUUGCUAUUAAUGUCUGACAACAUUGUUGAAAGGAUCCCAACAGAGACAGACCUUUUUAUUUAAGAGUAAGAUCCCUUUUGUUUAACAAAACACCCCCAAAAUUGAUUUAACCAAUUCCACCAGAGUCCAUUUGAAUAAAAAGUAAUUUUAUCAUCGUAAAACACACUUCAAUCAAAGUCAGCAAAAUCAAAAUAAAACUCAAAAGCCGUCUUGCUUCGUCUUCCCACUGUUCUAGCAACCACCAACCCUGGUUUGGUUGAAAUAAACCCUUAAUUCACCCAGAUGUGAAAAUAUACUGGCUCUAAACAUGCUGAUGGGUUUGGCAAUGCCUAUUUUGGGGCUGUAUUUGGUUAAACUCUUCAAUAAAAAUGGUCUAUCUCUGUUUGGAUCCUUUCCAUAAUGUUGUCAGAAACUUAUAAUAACAAUCUGAGUCUGUCAGUGGUAAACUUCCCAUUGAGAUCCCAUUGAGAUUAACAACCUCUUUUUCAAGGGAGACCUGGCCAAGAUAGGCAGCAGCAAGUAUGAAGCACAGUUACAAAUUACACAGAUAAAACACAAACAAAUAGUAUUGAAUUUACAAGCAGAUUAUGAAAAACAAGUACAUGUAGUGGAGUCGGCCUCAAGUAUUCUUAGUAUGGAUUUAAAGGCGCUCAAAGAAAUUAACCCUGUUAGUUUCCAGUCAUUUUGCAACAUAUUCCAUGCUGAAGGUGCAGAGUAGACAAAAGCCUUUUUACCCAAUUUCAGUACGGGCAUAUGGAACAGAAAGCAACAAGUAGUCUUGCGAACGAAAGGAGUAAGGACCAGCACUUCUCUGUGCAAUUAAGGAACAAAUGUAGGAAGGCAGUAGACCAAGUAAUGCCUUAUAUAUAAAAGUAUACCAAUGACUGAGCCUUCGGGUGGCCAGAGCAGCCCAUCCAACCCGAGAGUAUAACUCACAGUGGUGUGUCAAUGGUUUACAAUUAGUAAUGAACCUCAGAGAAGCGUGGUAGACAGUGUCAACCAUAUGAAGACAUUUAGCAGAUGCAUUCAUAUAUAAAAGAUCUCCAUAAUCCAACACUGGUAAAAAGGUAGCAGCAACAUGUUCAUUAACGGAGCACAAAUGCCCCAAAGUGGUUAAAUUGCGGCCGUUUAACCGCUGCCAUCUGCAGCACUCUCAUCCAAUACUGGACCAAUUAAAAAAUUGUUGUCUCCGUGGUCCCACCAAAAAUUUGGGAGUACAGUACUUUUAGAACCAUAACAGUAACAGCUCUGGAGUCCAGAUUAAACAUCAUUAUGUGAGGUGCACAAACUUUGUCACAGCACUGUAGGUAGCACAAACACUGGAGAGCAGGUUUUAUGAGAAGUAAAGCUUGUGCUGCUGUUACAAGUUAUAGAGGAAAUCUGUUUUAUAUCUAUUUACCAGUUAAACCACUUACUUCCCCUCUGUCCCUGUUGCUGCUGUGCUUCUCUCAGCUCCUCUGUAGAAACUGCCAAAGAAUAUUUACUUUGCUUUUUGUUUUUAUGUAUUUGAUAUGUGUGUCUGAAUGUAGCUACACUGACUGAAGAAUGUACUGAGCCUUUCUGCAGCCUUGUUUUUUCACUGACGGAAGUACAUUCAGUGAAAUAGUCAAAUAUCAUGACACUGUUAAAAUGUGGGCAAUGUGCUAUACUGAGAAAAUCUGAUUUAUGCAGGCAAUAAUGAAACCACAGAAACUACAUUUGCACAUUUUAUUUGAAUUUACAGACAUCUUGUUUACCCAUUUUCAACAGUAAUGCAGUAUACUCCACCACUCCUGUCUUGAAUGUCGGCAUUGCUGUAGCUUUUGAGCCUCUCUGUUCUCACAGAGUGCCACUAAACACUCUCAGCGAUAUGUGAAAUAUCUCCCUGUAACUACUGGAUAAAGGUUUUUUCAUUAGUCUGCAGUAGAAGGAAUGAUGAAGAAUCCAACUUUUGUACUUUUUUUGGAUGCUUGAAUUAAAGUGACGCUGUGGGUGUGCUGAAGAAUUAAUAAAUCAAGUGUUGUCGUCAGUUAUUAAACAGACAGAGAAAAGGACACUGUAAGUAAUUUUUACUCUCUCCAGUAUCAGUACAAAUGGGUUGAUGUUGAUUGGAAAAAUAAACUGACAAAUGUUUUAUUGACUUUAUUGUUGGACAAAUGUAGAGGAAUUACCUUAUAAUGCUCCACAAGUUUUGAAAUUGGUUCAUUAUCGAGAGAGAC